Messenger RNA from Verticillium alfalfae VaMs.102, 708 nucleotides. RefSeq lists its product with no specific name. The record is from RefSeq and is a predicted model, not a curated record. NCBI's taxonomy places the organism in Eukaryota, Fungi, Ascomycota, Sordariomycetes, Glomerellales, Plectosphaerellaceae. The transcript is spliced from 2 exons. Bases 1 to 708 code for a protein of 235 amino acids.
AUGACUCCUUCGAAGCACCCCUCGGAUGGAAAACAGGGUGCCAACAGUUUACUUUAUAACCUAGGCCUGACAAUCAUGAAUGUCUGCCUCGGCAUCUCGGGAGCCGCACUAUUCAUCGGCACAUCGUCAUUCAUAUCAUUGACAGCCGGGUACGCUCUCAUAGAGAUCGGCCGACAGUCCUUGACACUCAUGAAAUCCGUUUUGGCUGCCUGGCUGGUACCUGUCGACCAGGAGGAAGAAGAGGGGCCUCAAGGAGGUGAUACCAGGCCACUUCUCGAACCAAGAGAUUUUCCAAAUUACGGAGCAAACGGUCACACGGCAGGGCCCCAAGACGCUGUGGAACAAAAUUCGGAGUCAUCGUCUUCUCCAGGUCUUCUCUCUGGCAUCGCAAGCCAUGAGGCAGAGGAAAAGCGGGUUGUCAUUCCUCAGCGGAAUACUGUGCGCGAACAGAAGCGACUCGUCGGUUUCGGUAUCGACGUCCUCCUCGAAGCCGUGCCCAAGCUUGCAAUAGGGCCCACAAUGCACAGUCUACUACAGCUGCAGAAACAGAGCUCAUGGUGCUGGCCGUAUGUUUUCGUGGCUGCCUCUAGUACACUCGCACUUGUCUUCUUGCUAGCAGCUACCUGGUUCUCGUGCUUGGAAGUGGAGGCCAGUGACAGCUAUAGCAACUCCAGCGAAGUCACAGACCAGCAGGAGGGAGAAAUCUAG